Messenger RNA from Cyprinus carpio (common carp), 5259 nucleotides. RefSeq names its product GON-4-like protein. The record is from RefSeq and is a predicted model, not a curated record. Gene Ontology annotation, cellular component: nucleus. Gene Ontology annotation, molecular function: transcription coregulator activity. Gene Ontology annotation, biological process: regulation of DNA-templated transcription. Lineage: Eukaryota; Metazoa; Chordata; Actinopteri; Cypriniformes; Cyprinidae.
CUUUUGUUGUGCUCCUCGUCAUCGCAUUGCUGGUAUAGAGAGUGUUGGCGGGUGUGUAUAAACUUUAAAGUAUUAGAAUAGUUUAUCAUGUUUGCACAGAAACCUUACUGCGUUAUUAAACAUGACAAGUGGAAUAUUGUGUUGAUAUGGCAGUCAUAAUGGAGGUGUGAACAUGGCAAUGUGAGAUGGACCAAUCCCGCAAACGGAGAUUAAAUACUAGGAAACCUGGGCUUGCUCAGUGUAAAGUGGCGAGAGCUGGAGAGCUGGAGGUUGAUGUUACAGAGGCUACAGGAUCACACAGGCACUUCAGUAACAUUACCAUCAGAGCCUCCAGCCCGCAGUCUGACAGCUCCUGUCAAGAACAAGACGCUGCAUGUAUCCAGAAGCCUGAAGGUGACGCUGAGAAGACCUCGAUCAUCACAUGCGAUAAGGAACAGGGUGGAACCCGAACGCCGGGCAGAAGGAAAGGUCUGAGAAGGAAAAGAGUAGAAGCUGAAGUAGAAGCUCAGCAGAAGGAAGCUGAAGAUGAAAUCCAGCCAGAGGUGGAGAUUGACCAAGAGCUGGACAGAGAACUGGAAAAUAAAUCUCGACAACAUAACCUGACCUCUGCCAACGUUCGUAGCAUCAUUCAUGAAGUGAUCACCAAUGAGCAUGUUGUGGCUAUGAUGAAAGCUGCUAUCAGUGAAACUGAACCCCUUCUUGUGUUCGAGCCCAAGAUGACCCGCUCUAAACUGAAGGAGGUUGUAGAGAAAGGAGUUGUCAUUCCCGCUUGGAACAUUUCACCAAUAAAGAAGCCCACAAAGGUGAAGAAAGGACCCCAGUUUGUGGAUAUUCCUUUAGAAGAGGAAGACUCUUCUGAUGAAGAGUAUCGGCCUGAUGAAGACGAGGAGGAUGAGACAGCUGAGGAGACUCUUCUGGAAAGUGACUUUGAGAACUCCUCGUCUUCUCCACGGUGCAGUCGAGUGAACCUCCACAGAUCACACUCUGAACAUGAAGAGGACGCAGCCAGCAGCUCGAGACUGAACCUUCAGAGAUCUAGGCACCUGAAGGUGGCUGUCACUCCAAUGGGACCCCCACCAGCACCAGCGGCCCCCUCCAGGGCCCCCCCAGAGUGCAGCUUCUUAGAGAAACUCCAUGCGGUGGACGAGGAGCUGGCCAUCAGCCCUGAACACAUGGAGGUAUAUCAGAGUCUCAGUAGUGCUAAUGGAGAGGAGAGCCUGAUUUCGUUUCGCACACGAUCCAAGCGCCCGCUGAGGAACAUCCCUCUGGGGCGCCUGGAGGCGGAGCUACAUGCUCCUGACUUCACUCCAGACAUGUAUGAGUUUGGCUCCGCCCCUGAGGACAGAGAAUGGACGCAGUGGCUGCAGGGCCUCAUGACUUCAGAUAUGGAGAAUGAAGAGGAGGGUGAUGAUGAAGACGACCCCGAGUACAAUUUUCUGGCUGAGACUGAUGAGCCUGAUGUGGAGGACUAUAGGAAUGACAAGGCAGUGCGCAUCACCAAAAAGGAAGUCAAUGACUUGAUGGAGGAACUAUUUGACACACUUCAGGAUGAAUUAGGGGGUCAGGAAGAAGAAGGACAUGAGGAAGAAGAGGAAAAAGAAGAAGAGGAGAGUCCCUUACAGGAGCCACCUGGCAUUAUGGAGAAUAUUCAGUACCAGGACCCAUUAGCAGAUGUCUUGAAGCAGCGAUAUCGUACAGUGCGGGAGCAGCUGGCGGCGGUGAGGAAGCGGAAAGCUCUGCUGGAGAGUAAAGGAGUGUCUGUACCUCCAUCCUGUCCUCGACGCCCCUCCAGCCCCAUAACAUCCUUGACCCUGAACACAGCUCAGAAACUACAGCUACAGCAGCAGAUCCAGCAGCACGUGCAGCUCCUCACACAGAUGAACAUGUUGUGCAGUUCGGUUAAAGGUCUGGAGACAGAGGCUUCAACCAGCAGACAGUUCUUGUUGGAGCUGCAGAUGUUUGCCCAGCGUGGAGAACCAUCCUGCGAUCCAGUAGAGCAUGUCUUCACCAGCAUCUUCAAAGCCUGCAACCUUCAGGGGGCUAUUUCUCUCCUGGAGGAAUUAGAUCAGUCACCCAAAGGGGACCCUGCAGUCUCGAGUCCAGGUUUCCCUGGAUGUCAGUUGCCUGCUCCUUUGGCCUGGCUUAUGGCGACUCGACCGGUGUUUCUCUACCCAGAGCUACUUCCUACAAUCCAGCUGCGUCCUUCUAGAUUCAAAGGACAGUUUACUUCAGCAGAAGAUUGUCUUGUUGUUCUAGGUCAUAAGCAUUUAAGAAGUACCUUAAACCCACUGCAGAUGACUUGUCGCUAUCUGCUUGCUGCUAGGAGCUUUAUCAGUUUAAAAUCACACAUCCGUGAUGCAUGUCAUAAGCCCUUUCCCAAUGCCAUCAAGACAUACUUUGUGAUGGGAAAAUGCCCUCCCAUGCCCUUGGCCUGUAAGAGGGUCGGCCCUUUUGACCAGCGCCCCCCGGUGGAGCGAGAAAAGAGCCUCAUGCCUGAUUGGCUCUCGAAAAACCUGAAGCUUGUAAUAAUGUUUAACCAAGGAUCUGGAAACUUCCAGAGUACCAGUUCGGCAGAAGAAGCCACCAAGUCUCCAGGUCCAGGAGCUCACUGUAGCUUCUCUCCAGGCAUGCGUUACCCUCCCAGGCUUCCUGAGGACCUUGCUCAGACACUUGAAUCUUUGUCUUUGGGCUCCUGUAAAAAGAAAAAAGACAAGACUGCUAAAUUAACCAAGCCUUUGAAACCUCCCCCAUCAGCUGAGGAGCUAGAAGUGUUUCUCAACCAGUUACCAACCAUUUUACCAAAACCGAAUUCAUGCUUGUCUAGAAAAGGAGCUACGAAUGGUCCUUUAGAGAGAGCGAUUAUAGUAUGUAACGUGUCAAACGUGCCUCCGAUGGGACGAAACCCAGGUGGAGAUGUUGACACUUUACCGCCUGCUCCAGUCGCACCUGAACUGAGCUCUUCAAGGACUGUUCCUGUGAAAAAUGUUGUAGAAACACCAAUGGGUGUCUCUGGUUCUCCACAGAGAGCUCAAGUUGGUGCAACCCAGGGGGACGUAAUCAUCACGUUACCUGCUGCUUUGGCACCAGAGCUGAAUCCCUGUCCUUCAGGGCAUAUAACUGUCAAUCAAACUGCACAAAUAGUCACCUCUAAUGCUCUAAUAUCUCUUCAACCACCUACGGUUCCCGACAGCUUAAUAUGUCCCACCACCAUCAUAAAGACGUCCACAUUCAACGCCCCAUCAGCUAUAGAUAGUCAGCGCUGUGGCACUCAGCCUAAAGUUAUGCCGAGGGCUUCUGGUGGUCUAGCUCAAAUACAUCAAAAACCUCUAAAUCGUUUUUUUCUCCUUCCUCCGGGCUGUGUGUUUGCAAGCAGCAGCCUUGGCCAUCAGAUAGCUGGACAAGAUCAAACCUUGAAAGGUUCAUCAGCUCUGAAGAGCACAGACAUUUUUCACAGCAUUGAUGGGCCACAAGGAGGUCCACCACAGAUGACAUCCGUUCAUGAUGCUCCUUUUGAGUGCUUACAAGAAACCGCUGCAGCAGAGGAAGAGCUGAAUAGUGAUGAUGGAGGAUGGAUUGAGAAUGAGGUGGAAGAGUGUGGUGAAGAGGGCCCCAGAGAGCUCUUUCUCACACUUUCUGAAUCCUCCGGGAGCCCGACGCCCAGCAUUGAGGGGGAAGACGCUGACAUGGAGAUGCUUUUGGGCAGGAGAGAGAAACUAGAGGAGCAGAAAUCAAAAGAAAGGCAAGGCAGCAAUAGGCUGACGGUGGUGGAGAAGGAAACAGGAAACAAAGAUGUUUCAGACGUCCUGUUUGUUCCAGAACUUCAGAAAACCCUUGAGAAACUCUCACAUCUGACCACAGAGAUGAGAUGUGAAAAGGAAGGAAGUUCAGAUGAUGGAGAGUCAAACCAUCAACCUGCAGGUGCCCACCGUACCGGUAGUGUGGAGAGUCCUUUGGUUCUUUAUGAUGAUGCGCCUGAUGACGAUCCUAACAGAGAUGCUAAAGAUGCCGCAUUUGCCCAGGCUUACCUGGAGAAGGUCUAUGAGGUGCUGCAGAUGGUUCCUGGGAAAGUGGACGAGUUCUUGACUGUUCUCUCAGAGUUUGAGAAAGACCCAGAAAGUCGCACGUCACUAGAGCUGCUGACGAGACUCAAGCCUGUGCUGAGCGACUGGCCUGAGCUGCUUCGAGAUUUUGCUGCCUUCCUGCAUCCAGAUCAAGCCAGAGAGUGUGGCCUGCUGGCGGAGCAGCAGGCGUUUGAGCGCAGCAGACGGUUUCUGCGCCAGCUGGAGUGUACUUUUGGAGAGCAGUCUGAUCUCUACAGAAAAGUGGUGCACAUUCUACAAGGGGGUCCUUCACAGGAUCUUCCUGACUUCAGAGAGAUGAAAGCUCAACUAACAUUGCUGUUCCGUGAUCACACUGAUUUGCUGGAGGAAUUCUGGGAAUUUUUUAAGCAGCUGUACCCACAAGUGCAAGAUGAGGAUCGUGCCGACAAUGUGGAAACCAGUCAGGGCUUGGAAGGAAACCAUGCAUGUCAACCAGUCAGAACUGUCUUACCAGAUCAAACAGUGGAGCCUGUCAAAACAGCCAAUAUACACGGACGAAAAAGAAACAAACAGAUGGCAGAAACUAAAAAGAACAAGGCCGAGAAAAACAGUGUGGUAGCAGAGUCAAAAACAGAGGCAGCUGAAUCUUCUUCAGUGGACAGUCAACAGUCUUCGUUUAACGCCACAGGAAGCUCAGUCUGUGCCAAGAAUAUCUCUUGCGCAGCAAAUGGAAAAAAAGUAGUCCUUUGGACGAGGGAGGCAGACCGUGUAAUACUGACCACCUGUCAGCAGAGAGGAGCCAAACCGGACACGUUUCAUGCCAUUGCAGCCCAGCUUGGCAACAAAUCAGCCAACGAGGUUUUGGAGCGCUUUCAAGACCUCAUUAGGUUGUUCCACAAAUCCAGCAUUUUACAUCCCACAAGCCAAUCGGACCCAGAGAUCCAGUCCAGUACGAUAGAAGAUGAACCAGACUGACUUUAAAAAUCUGUUGAGCAAUAAGACUUGAACGAUGUGUGCAGGCCGGACCUGCCUCCUGAAUUGAAGCAGAAAUAAUGUAACAUUUCAAAUCCAUUUUCCUGAAGAACUUUAACAAAUUUGGGUAAAAAUAUAUUCAUGAUUCUUGAUUCUGAAGGCAUACACAAGCUUCAAACAGUAGUAAGACAUUAAAAACAUUGUGUAAUUAUUGUUACGUUUUUAUACAUGAUGUGAUUUUUUUUUU